AUGCUAACACUACUACAGGGAAGUGUCAACAGGCAAAUCUCGCGCUUCGAAGUCACAGCGGUUUACACCCAUCCCCAGGCCACUGCGGACAUCGUCCUGGUUCACGGCCUCAACGGCCACCCAGAGAAGACAUGGACGGCUGCCAACGGCGUGUUCUGGCCCGCGGACUUGCUCCCAGCGUCGCUGGAGCUCAAGAACCAGCAUGCCAACGUCCUGGUUUACGGCUACAAUGCCGAUGUCUACUCAAGAGGCACCAACACCCCCAGCAACAACUUCAUCCACCAGCACGCGCAGUCUCUCGUCACCUCACUCACAUCUUUCCGCAAGAGUGAAGGGACCGAAAGACUGCCCAUCAUAUGGGUGGUGCACAGUCUGGGUGGUAUAGUAACCAAAAGGGCACUACUAUACUCGAACGAUAUCCGGGCCCAUCAACAAGAAGACCUCCGCUCAGUCUUCGUCUCGACCUACGCCAUCAUUUUCCUCGGCACUCCUCACCAAGGCUCGGACCUGGCCACCUGGGGCCGCAUGCUCCAAGCCAUGUCGGACGCCGUCAUCCCCCGGCGCUUCUUCGAGACCGAGUCCGUCUUGCUCAAGUCACUCAAGAGGGACAACGAGACCUUGCAGGGAAUCAACAACCACUUCCUUGACAUUUACCAGCGGUUCAAGAUCCACAUGGUGCACGAAAACCAUACUACGGACUUGAGAGGUACCAAGGCGCUGGUGGUGGAUGCGAACUCGGCUAGUCCGCAGUUGCAGGGCGUGAUUUAUUAUGGCAUUGAGGCGACACAUUCGGGCAUGUGCAAGUUUGAUGGGCAGAAUGCGCCUGGAUACAGGAAUGUGUCGACGGCUAUCACCGAGUGGGUGGCGGUGGCUAGGACGGUGAUUGAUAUACGUUGGGAGGCCGAGGAGGAGGAACGGAAGAAACGAGCGGCGGAUGAGUACUAUGAGAGGAGUGUGCAGGCUAUGCAGUCUUAUCGACGCUCGCAUUCGCCGGGUUACAGCAACCAACAGUUUCCCUCCAUUGGUAGGUUCCGCAGAUCACCCUCGCCUUGUUAUGGCCAUGACCAUGACUGCGGCUACGGCCGUAAUGAGACUCUUCUGCUACAACAUCGUCCUCACGGUCACCAAAGACCUCCCGAACUCUUACCGCCACUACCGUCGUCUCCUUCCAGAUCCGCGUUGUCCACGCGCGAACCAACUUUGGUGUUGGAGCCAGGCGUCAUUAGCCCCAGCCAACCCGUUGACGAGAGAAAUGAACCCGUCACCACCUCGACAACCGACAUUCAACCACAACCACAACCACCCCAGACGCCACCACCAAACCCAUCUACACAAAUAACCCACCGUCACUCCCAAACCCAGACCUCCUCCCCCGAACAACAUCAAUUCCAACAACUCCAACAACCAGAACCCCUCUUCAUACACCCCGACUCCUUCCGGCCCAACUCCUUCUUCAUAGGCCGCGAAGACGAACUCCGCGGUCUCCAUGAAAUGCUCCAAGACCGCCGUCGCCGCCUCCAAGGCACUUCGGCCGUGCUAAUCCAAUGUCUCCCCGGCGGCGGCAAGACGCACCUCGCGCGUGAAUACGUCUACCGCUACCGCCAACACUACCCGGGGGGAGUGUACUGGGUGCGCGCUAAGAGUAGGGGGGAGGUGGAGAGUGGGUUUUGGAGGAUUGCUAGGAUGGAGAUUAUGCGUGCUUCAUCCGAGUUGGGUUCGGGGUUGGAAAACAACAACAGCCUGAGCCUGAGAGAAGAUCCCAAGACCAUGGUGUCUGUGGUUAAACAGUGGUUCAAUUCCCGGCAGGAGUGGUUGUUGGUGCUAGAUGGGAUUCAGUUCGACAUACCCGGCCUGUCGGAAUUCAUCCCGGAUGCACGGCAUACCAGCAUCAUUUAUACCAGCACCGAGAGGGCCGUCACGGGCGAUCCGCGGUUUGAUAAUCCGCAGGUUAUGGAGUUGGGACUGUUGACGCCGCAACAAGCCGUCCAACUCUUACUAACUGAACUCGACCGGGCUCCAGCCCCUUCAUCUUCCAACCCCAGCAGUACCGGAAAGGGGGCAACGGCAAAAUGGGGAGGAUGGCAAAACGAGGAAGAAUCCCGCCGCGCUUUGGAGUUAGUGAACCUCAUGGGCCGUCUACCACUCAUGAUCCACGUCGCUGCGCAGCACCUGAAAGCGACGAGAGAGCCGUUGGCAAGGUAUCUGGCGGGCUGGAGGGCAAGGAAGCCUGGUUUUGGACAGGUGGCCAAUUUGCAUGCGUAUAAGAAGGUGAGGGAGCAGCUGGAUGCGAGGGGGAACCAGGCGGCGCUGAAUUUGAUGAUGGGCGUGUUGGUGUGGUGGGAGCAGUUGGUUCCUGUGGAGAUGGUUGUUUUUGGCCUCCCAGCCCUAUCCCGCGACACCCCCGUCAAAACCUGCGAUGCGUCCCAUAGGAAGACGACGCUUAACAACACCCUCAAAGUGCUCAUCAAAUUCGCCCUCAUCGAACGCACUACCGAAUCUGACGACAGUGUCACCCCGCUCACUCGUAGCCCCAGCGCCGCCAGCUCUCAAAAAUCCCAUCAAAGUCGCGUCCUCGACACUGCCGGGAACUACCACCGCUACGACUCAUCCGAUUCUCUCGACCUGCUGAGGAUUCACUCGGUCAUUCAGGCCUUCUUCAUCGAGACGCUGGCUGAAGAAAAAACAGCGGUGAGCUGGAUCGAGAGGGCGGCCGCGGUUUGGUGUAGGAGUUUUGAUGAGGCGCAUAGGCGUAUGCGUAUUACUCAAGACCAAGUGGACAACAUUGAUAUUCCGGCUUCGGUUUCGGGUCCGCGCGUGGGAGUCCCGGAUGAUUAUAGACGGUAUUGCAUCCAUGGACAGAAACUGCUGCAGAAUCUUGAGAGGUUUGGGAACGAGAAGAGAGACCCUGACAGGAGGUUGGAGAAGUGGAAGGGAGCGGUGAGACUGAGGGUGGAGGAGGCCGGGAGGGGCGUGGAGGAGUUGAGCCGGUUGGAGAGGUUGGGGAGGGUCACACAUACAGCCACUGCUGGUGGUGGUGAUGAAGAUUGGAGCGGACAAGAGGGGCAAGGAGGCUCGAGACAAUGGGGUCAGCACGUGGAAGUGGUGAGUGUGUUUGAUCGGAAUGGUGGAAGUCAGGGGGGUAGUAGUAUGUCCGAAACGGAUUCGACGGCUACAACUGCGCCAAGUCACCAUGAGAGUCAAGAAGAAGGCCAUGUUGGCCCGGGGAGUUGGGAGAGUGCGUUCGGAGGCGCCGAGCUGGAUGAGGGGUUCACGCCGAUGGAGUCACCGAGUAGUUACUAUCAUUCGACUUCGGGAGGUCGUCAGAGACCGUCGGGCUUGACGAUGACCAUGACGGGUCAGAUGGCUCCAGGUCCAUUUCCCUGGAGAGAGAUGAUGGAAGUCACCGCACCGUACCCAACGGAGGGAGUCAUGCCGCCGACUCCAGGACUAGACAACAAAAUCAGGGGCGUGCUGGAAGAUGAUGAGGGAACUGUGGUCCCACCCCCCGUUGCUGCGUCAACCUACCAUGAACCUGCUAUCGACGAACCUGUCAACGAACAAGAACAACCCCUCGACGAACUCGACCAAGCAGCUAUCACACCUAUCGUGGAAACGCCCAGUGUCUACACAGCCCUAGACGGCUUGGAGAUUCCCACGCCCGCUCUCGAAACCGGCCUCUUUGAAGAGUGGAACGCCGUCAUUCCCAACCACCGCGUCAUCAAGAAGCAAGAGUCCCGUCGGUACCGCGACCGGGCUGGAUCCUGGAGAGACGUCAGAACCGUCGGCGAUCCCAGAGUAGGAGUCACACUGGAUGUGGCGGUGGGAUCGUUGGCUGGGAAGCCCACCGCGACGGGUGCGGGUGCGUCCAUGUCAGGUGUUGUGCCGGUGUGGCCGCCCCAUAUGUCUAAAACGAGGAAGGUGACGGCUCAGACGCAGAGUGAGGCACAACUGGAACUUAAUAAGAUUCGGCAGAAGGCGGCGGGUACGCAGGCUGUUGUUCAGGCUCAGGCACAGGCACAGGCUCAGGCACAGGCACAGGCACAGGCUCAGGCUCAGGCACAGGCUCAAGCAGUCAAUGAGGGAGUGUCUGGAGGGCUGCAGCUGGGUGAUAGCUUGACGCUGCCGAUGCCGCCUAGGAAGACCAGUGGUGGAGGAUUGUCCACCACCGCCAACGACCUUUCUCCUCCUACGCCAUCAUCAAGUGGGAUACUUUCUCCGAGUGGGUGGUUGAAGAGGUUGAGAGAGGGCUUUGGCUCGAGUGUGCAGAGUGUACCGACGGCGUUUGGUUCGGCAUCGCCGAACAUGCUACAGGGUCAACAACGGCUUUCUCAGUCAGCGCCGCAGGAGGAUGAACUCAUGAUUGUUCCUGGUCCCAUCUUCAGAGGAAGUCGCACGUCCCGCUCGAGUCCGGCGAACCAUACCUCGUCACCAUUCCCACCGCCUUCAUUUGCUGCAACCGCGGAUUUGGAGGAAUCUACAGUGCGUCCCUCUAGAGCCGCCCAUGGGUUCUCCGAGCCUCCUAGUCAAGCUGGCUGGGACCAAGACACGGAUUACCUCUCGUCUUCGCAGCCCGUUGGUUCUUUGCCACAAUGGGAUCGUGUUCUAAGAUAUACCACUCUUGGACAGGAGCUUAACAUACCGUCGAAUGCACCGUCGCCACUUCAUCCUGUUACCGGAGUUCCGUGUCACACGGUUGCGACCCGACCAGGUCCCUCGCCGCUGAUGGUUCCUGGCACGGUCCCGGGACAAGCGCCGACGGGAUACACUUCUCAGCCCAUGUCAAGAGAUCCGUCACAUCAGUCGUCUGCAUCGGGGAUGGUACAAUCAUCUGGUGGAACAAGCAAUCACAGUCCGAGUCCAUUGUCGUUGUCUGUGCAGAGUGCUGAUGUGUUCUCGUCUUCGGCUCAGAUGGUAGCGGGGGUAUCGAAGCCUAGGCCGAUUAUUAAUUCUGGGAAGGUGGUUGCUGGAAGUUCUUCACUGAUGAACAACAGCAGCAGCCCCGCUGUUUCCGGCACCAAUGUUAAUCUCGGUAACAGGCCUUCACAUAUGCAGCUACAAAUGCCCUUGAUGCCAAUCAACAUCAACGCUCCCGGGUCAGGCGCAGGUCGACUAUCCUCUCAGAAGAUUGUACAACAACAGCAGCAGCAGCAACACCGACCAGCAUCGUAUACAGAAACGGAACCCUCCCCUAGAACUAGGAUAGAGAGUGUAUUCCCAGGUGUUGACACGAGUUAUUCGCGGUGGCAGGAGCAGAACCAGAUGCAUGUCCCUGACCAUCAUCAGCAACAAAGUGCUUCCAGCUCUUCCUACACACAAUCUCCCACUGCAGGCGGCCAUGCCUAUCAAAAGUCAGCAACGGCAUCCAUUGGUCUCGGGGCCCGGACGGCACCCAACGCCGGCAAAACAUCUUCUUCAGCCCCUCCUCAUCCGCAACCAGCACCCGCUAUCCUCUGGCGGAAUCUGGGUAGGGGAGUGGGACUCACGAGACGCAGGACAAAGGAACGAAUCCAGAAUGUUCUUGGUAGUUACGGUAAUACAGGAAGAUCGGGGUCGCAAUCCGUGAGCUCGUUGCCGUCUUUUGGCUUCCCGACCGGAUCUGGAUCUGGGUCAAGACGGGGAAGUGGACAGCUGAUUGGGUCGGGGCAAGGGCAACAACAGCAACAGCAUCCGUUGGCGAGUUCGGUUACUUCAAGCGGUGUUGCGGGAAGUUCGGACCUGAUGUCGUCUACGAUAUCUAACAUGGGAGGACAGUUUCCUGGCACACCAUUUCCCUUGUCUGGUGUUUCUGCACCUGCGGAACGGCCUAGUAUUGGUUCGUUGUCUGCGGUGGUCAGUUCAACCGUCACUGGCACCCCAGCGCCUGGAACAAUCUUCUCGUUACAAAGUCAAGAACAGCACAGAUCCUCCUUCCCAGCUAUCGGAACGGGAAUAGGAACGGGAGCCGGAGCCGGGGCAGGAGCUGGCAUUCUGCUUAGUGACGGCACCAUCUUCCAGUUUCCUAGCAGCAGCAGCGGUGUUACUUCAUCGCUGACUCCCACGACCAACAUCAGCACUGGUUCUACUCCUAUGGUUGAACAUGCGGUGCCAGAAGCAAAUAUCGACAUGGGUGUCUUCCACGCUAUGGAAGAAGACUUCAACAAUGAUCUACAUGGGUUUCCGCCGCCUGGAUCACCGGUUGCAAGUGGUUUGGCUUGGGAACAUGGUGUGCAUCAGCAGCAGCAGCAGCAGUCAAGUGCAAGACCGAUGGCCAUGCCUAUUCAAGGAGGAGGAGCGAUGAAUACCGGGCUUGGAACGACGCCUAGCAGUGGCAGUGUAGGAGCGCCGUCUAUGCCGCCCACGCCGCCGACCGCUUUUACGGGUCUGGGAGUUGCGAGGAGGAAGAGAAUCGUUCAGCAGCCAUCAACUUCGGGUUCUUCGCCUGGCUUGCAGUCGCCGAAUAUCAAUCCCAAUCCGAAUACUCCGCCUUUGCAUGCCUCAUUGCCUAUGUUACCUUCUGGGUCGCCGUUGACUUCGGUGUCGAUGCUGCCUCAAGGCGCGGUUAACCCACCUUUUCCCUCUUCUGCCAGACCCGUCAUCGCGAACCACAAUGUUGGUACCGGUACCUCCAGCCCGGCCACCAACGUCAGAGGAUCAAGGAUAAGGACACGAACUAGAAGCGGAAGUAGUCCUGGACCUUGGAGACCGUCUUCGGCAGUGUCAUCGGUGUCUAUGGCCUCAUUAUAUAGGCCUUGGGGCCAUGGACAUGGACAUGGGGCGGGUGAAGCUGGUUCUGGUUCGCUGUCGAGGUCGGACAGUCCGGGUUUGGCAAAGGUUGAUGGAGGGAGGUGGAGUCCUAGGAUGGUUCAGCAGACUCAGCACGCUCAGCAGGGGAAGGAGAGAGAGAGGAGUGGUGACGAGGGUGCAGAUGCUGGUAGUGGUGGUGGAGGUGGUAGUGGUAGUGGGACGGGAUUAGGGAUUUUGCCACUGUGA
This is a messenger RNA of Sordaria macrospora k-hell, 6969 nucleotides long. RefSeq lists its product as uncharacterized. The record is from RefSeq and is a predicted model, not a curated record. Lineage: Eukaryota; Fungi; Ascomycota; Sordariomycetes; Sordariales; Sordariaceae.